Brienomyrus brachyistius is the source of this 6765-nucleotide messenger RNA. RefSeq names its product alpha-protein kinase 3-like. The record is from RefSeq and is a predicted model, not a curated record. The transcript has 15 exons. Gene Ontology annotation, biological process: cardiac muscle cell development; protein phosphorylation. Gene Ontology annotation, molecular function: protein serine/threonine kinase activity; ATP binding. Gene Ontology annotation, cellular component: nucleus. Bases 333 to 5264 code for a protein of 1643 amino acids. NCBI's taxonomy places the organism in Eukaryota, Metazoa, Chordata, Actinopteri, Osteoglossiformes, Mormyridae.
CGUGUGGUCAAAGCUGACUGACAAUUGCAGAGCCUUGCAGGGAGGAGGCAAGGCUCCGAAGGACACCGGGAACGAGCCGACGGAAAGUUUCUGAAGAGGCGUCUUUGGGAAAUAGUGGUCAGUGUGACUCGAUCGGCCGCAUUGGGACUCGGCGUAUUGACUGCAGCUCUUUGGAUGGAAAAGGCUCAGUCUGAGAAUCAUUGCUGUUGUCUAACACUGCAUGCUGAAUCCUCCUGGGACGAAACCCAAAGAGCUUUCAUCCAGCAGAGCACACCCCAGUCUGCCACUGUCUCGGGGGGCCUGAGCGGCAGCGAUAGCUGCCCCGGGGAGACAUGGGUUCCCGGAGACCCCUGAGCAGGUCCUACUCUGGAAACGGGAGAUCCGGCAGCCUGAAUGGGGAGGAGACCCUCAUUCAGGGCAGCCGUGGCGACGGCAGAGGCUACCAGCCCAGUGUCAGGGCGGAGAGCAGCCUCUCCAGUCACAGGGUUUCUCUUUACAGACCUCUGAGGAGUACACUGUGCAGCGUGAUGGCACAGUUAACAGAGGAGACGCAACCGUCAUUUGAGACCACCUUAAAAUCCAAGGCAGUGUCUGAAACUUGCAAUGUGAAGUUCACCUGUGCAGUUACAGGUCACCCGCCGCCUGAGCUCACCUGGUAUAAAGACGACAUGGAGAUGGACCGGUACUGCGGCCUUCCAAAAUAUGAGAUAUUCCGCAACGGGAAGACCCACUCGCUCCAUAUUUACAACUGCACAGAGGAAGACGCCGCCAUCUACCAGGCCUCGGCCCGGAAUGCCAAGGGCAUCGUGUCCUGCUCUGGGGUGCUGGAGGUGGGCACCAUGAACGAGUACCAGAUACACCAGAGGUUCUUUGCCAAACUGAAGCAGAAAGCCGAGAGCAAACGGAAGGAGCUAGAAGAUGGACGGCAGCGUGGCAAGGAGGAUGCUCGUGGCGGGGGAGAGCGACAGCAUGCCGCCGAGCCGGAGGCCUCGCAGGCGACGCGGCAAUCUCUGGUCAGGGAGGACAAGCUGAAAGCGCCGUCACUGGGCAGGCAGUUUGAGAACAGGCUGGACCAUGAACCCCAAGAAGCCACGGGGCCAGAGGCCCCGGCGGAGAUAGCCAAUGGCUUCCCUGCUGAGACUAACGAAGCUGACUGCACACCUGUGCAAGCGGAUGCUGUGAAAGACAAGAGCAAACAGGCUCCGACACACACCUAUGAGAGCAUAGAGAACAGCUCCACCAAGCAGCUGAGGAAGGAAUUGCCAGCCAAGAAGAAGACUAAUGUCUGCAAUGGCAUGGACAGUGGGAAAGGGCUCCGCGUGUCCGAGAGCAAGGCCAGCAGCACGGAGGAAGGGAGCGAGGGAAGAAUGAGCCUGGCACAGUACAUGGCGGAAUCCCUGCGUUCUCAGGCCCUGGAAAGCGAGGCGGAGGACAGGGGGACCGACGCAUGUGCCAGCAAGUGGCCAGAGGCAGAGGCCAAGCACACGGGGACCAGUACCGAGGUGGAGCCCUGGGCCCCGGAGGCUCGGCAAACCCCGGGCUCAAACUCACAGUCACCCCUAACGUCCAUGUUCUUCUCCCUGAGAGACAUUUUCUUCGGAAGCAUGAACAAGAAGGAGGGAGAGCAAGGAGGGUCCGCUGGAAAAGCGGACGACCUUGAUGAGAUAAGGGGUGAGAAAACAGAAGGAGUUGUCCCAUCCCAGCAAGGAGUGGAUGACAAAGCAGAGGAAGCAGUCACAAUGGAGAUUAAUGAAGAGCUACUCUCUGAAGACGUCAGGGGUGGAAACAGACGACCUCAAGAAUCGGCUCAAGAACCCCAUGAAGAUUCACUGGAACAGGACAGUGUGACCCCUGGCAGUCAUGGGCGGGAAAUUACGGGGAUAAGAGGCUGGGAGUCUCCGGCACCAGAACCCGGAGAGCAGGCGGGUGCUGAGCAGGUGGUGCAGGGAACGUGCAGGAGCCCGGAGAGGACGGCAAAGGCCCUGCCCACAGCGCUGUGUGCUGAAGACCAAGAUGAACCCACUAAACAAGACACAUCCUUCGUCUCACGUGCCCUGGAUGAACACGGGUCACCUGAAGAGUGGACCAAAGCGGACGCCCAAAAUGCUGAGACGUUGCAGAGCCAGGCCACCGGUGAUGUAGCUCGGCGUGAAUGUUCUCAGUCUGAGAGCUCAAACGUGGAAAGCACCAGUGUAAUGGAAAAGGCUUCGGAAAGGAUGACUUCACCAAAGGUGAGCCAAGGCUCGCUGGAAAACACGAGUGAAGUUCAGGAAAGUGUGGGUGACGAGGAAAGUAGUGGGAAGAGCACAACACCAAGCUUCACUGAAGUAGAGAGGGCUGAUGAACAAGAGGUAGGAAACACAGAUAGUCAGCAGACUGAAAUCAAGCCAGCACAAGACCUUCUAUCUGAGGAAAACUACAGUACUACACCAGAGACACACAAACUAAUGUCCCUGGAAUCACCGCACCUACAGUUACAGGACGACGUUAGACUGGAUACAGGCAUGACAGAACCUGAAGUGGAACUUCACGAAUCUGCUGAAACAAGUCUGGAACCUUCCAUCAUAGAAUUUUUCAUACCAGAUGUAGAAGACCAAGAGCAUUUAAAGACGCCGCAUGUACUGUUACAAGUUAAUGAUGGUGGUGAGCUACCAUGUGAAAACACAUCUGUCACUAAGCAGUCAUAUUUGGAGCUGCCGCAGGUACAGCCAGGGGAAGCCCUGGAGCCACUGAACAGUGAAAGUCACCCUGCAGUAAUUCUGAAAAGUCGCAGGGAGGGAGCGACCUCCCCAACACCAAGGGAAGUGGAAGACAUGACACAUAAGAUUAAAGAAUUAAAGAGAGAUUCUAGCAGUGCCACAGAGACUCCAAGUGAGGGUAUCAGAGAAACAUUCUCCACUAGCGAUCAUGGUGAGCUUGGAGAGACAGAAGUUGCACCUGAAAUAGAAGUGUUUUCUGUGGCUACACCAAUGCAAGAGGAGGUACCAAAGCUGGUGACCGCUGUGGAUACUCCUCUUUUGAUUACACGCACGGGAGAUGAUCGGUAUUCCAAAGCGGAAGCAAAGGACUCUACGUCAUUGGUCAGCCUUCUCCGGGAAGUCAAAAGCAGCCUUGACACAGAGGGCAGAAGCAUGUCUCCAUCUUUAGGAAACAAAGAGAAGACCAGUUCACUUCUGAAGCCCACUUACAAGAACCCAGAUGCAAGAGAACCAAAGGAACUCCAUUCCAGGGCUGUUCUGACUGAAAUGCUCUCACCUGAACGAGCAAGUUCUCCAGAUAUGCUUCUGAGUCCACCUGAGUCCCCUCUCAGAAAAAUCCCACUCCUUAGUGUAACUGAAGCAGACAGUGAUGACCGGCCCAAAGGAGGCAGAGCGGACUCUCCUUAUACCGGGCCUCUUAAGAAAGACGAACCUGCAAACAAAACAUCGAGACCCACAAGCCCGCUGCUGCCUCCGCUGAGUCCUACAAUGAAGCGCAGAUUUGCUGCAAAGGGGGUUUCCUGUUUGGACACUCAGGGGCCAACAGCCAUUCCCGUGAUUCAGACAGAGGGUGCCAUACCAGCAGGGGGACGGGGUGAGGAGCAGAGCUGUAGGAACACCACAGUAGCUACCACUGCUGGUGAGAGCAGCCCCCACCUGAGGAGGGCCGGCAGCCUGAGCCUCAUCCCCUCAGCUACCCCAGUGGAGCUGGCUUUGGGGGCACGCCGCAAAAUCCUCAUACCCAAAGGCAAAGAGGAGGCGGACAACACGACGACGGACAGCCAAGCGAAGAGGGACGGGAUGCCCAGGAGAUGCCGGUCCUCCCUGGAACAGGAAACACCCUACAGUUCACCUGGGCAGACCCGGAGGUCAUCUUUCUCACAGACCCCCCCACCAGAGAGACGAUCCCCCCUGGUCAAUCGCAGGAAGGCUGCACUCGAUGUACCACCACAGCUGGAGAAAUCAGGAGAGACUAACGAUUCAGAGACCGGUACAAAGUCCAUGGAGAAGGAAAAGGCGAAUCCCUUCAAAGCUCCUCAGGUCAUCCGUAAGAUCAGGGGGGAGCCUUUCUCUGACACAGCGGGACACUUGAAGCUUUGGUGCCAGUUUUUCAACGUGCUCAGUGACUCCACAAUCAAGUGGUAUCGAGACGAAACUGAGAUCGCGGAAGUGACCAGAAGGUCAGGAGACGAGACCCAGGUGGCAUUAGCCAUUGUCCAAGCAUCCAGCAGGGACUGUGGGGUGUACAGCUGUUCAAUUAAGAAUGAGUUUGGGGCAGACUCCACGGACUUCCUGCUCAGUGUCGACAUGCUGUCAGAGUUCUUCCUGCGAGAAGAUCUGGGAAUUGGGGAGGAGGUGGAGAUGACACCGAUGACCUUCAACAAAGGCCUGGCUGACUCUGGCUCCUGGGGAGACAAGUUCUUUGGACGUAUUGUGAUACAGGAGGCCCACUUAGGAGGGAGCUGUACUCACAAGGCCUGCAGGGCAAAGGUCAUCUAUGGAUUAGAGCCCGUCUUUGAUUCAGGGAGCACCUGCAUCAUUAAAGUACGAAACCCCAUUGCAUAUGGGACCAAGGAGGACAGCAAUCUGACUGAGCGAAACUUAGACAUUACCAAGGAGGACUGCAAGGUGCAGAACAUGGCUCGAGAAUACUGUAAGAUAUUCGCUGCUGAAGCGCGGCUGAUAGAAGGCUUCGGGCCGGCACUGGAAGUCAUUCCCCUCUACCUGAUUUACCGGCCUGCUAACUCUGUGCCCUAUGGCACUGUGGAGGCUGACCUGAAGGGUGUGUUUCUCCGGUACUCGCUGAUGGACAGUGCAGGCCGGCUGAUCAUGAGAAACGUGUCCCUGCUGGAGCAGAAGUGCUGUGCUUUCCAGCACUGGAUCCACCAGUGGACCAAUGGCAACCUGUUAGCCACUCAUCUGGAAGGAGUGGAUCACAAGAUAACUAACAUUGGAAUAGCAACAAAAACAAAAGGGUAUCAGGGCUUCUCAGACAUUGCAAAGCCACAGCUGUUCCAGCAGUUUGUUGCUCAGCACCAGUGUAACCAGUACUGUGGUCUCUUGGGUCUACGCUCACUGAAAACCACUGACUCCCUGCAGCCACCAGCCAAGCCCAAGGGCUCCCGGAGCCCCCUGCAGGGACGGAAACUGGGUCCUGGGUCCUCAAGCCCACAGGCAGCCAGAAAAGCUACCUCUAGCCCCAAGGUAGCCAGGAAAACAGAGUCUGGGGAAUCAACAGCAAAGCAUAAAACUGUGGAGCCCCCCAAGAUUGUCAGAAUGAGGUAAAACAGGACUGUUACUGAGCAACGCUAGCAUCUUGGCCUUGUUUACCUCAUCUGUCCUACACCAGUGGUUUUCUGGUGUUCAACAUGAGCUCUAAGCUGAGAAGUGAACUACGGAAUUUACUAGAGAUUGUCUGGUAUCUUCACACCAAUGCAGACUUAACACAGUGAGUCUGACAUUAGUAGCAAUCAGAAAGGAAGGAGACUUAAGUUACUUUUAGAGGUUUUUCAAGUGAGUCACCAUCGUGGUUUUUUUUCUGUGACUAACUUUUGACAGUAAUUGAACAUGCAGGAAUUCUUUGCAAGGAAACUGUGUAGAAAGCCGUAGUGCAUCUGAACGCCUGUCAUUCCGGUAGAUUCAGUUGGAGGGACUGAGGACAGCUGCUUUCCGUGAUGCUGAAAGGGUGUUUCAGCGCCUAAGAGUAGCUAACCACAGGCCUGCAGCCGUGCAAUGCACUUGCAUGUGAUGUGGAUGUCCUGAAUUGAAUUAAUUAAAGGCUAGCGGUACAAUUUCAAUACUGUAGACUACCAAUGAAAACUUUUGAUACUGCAGCCAUGGAGAUGACAGGUUAUGGACAGACCAGGACCUGAAGCCUCUUAGAUGUUUGAGGAGUAGAUGUGUUCUAGAUGGAAGAUGAAGGCCGUCUCCGUAUUAGUGCCAUGAUUGGGUGUUUCUAUGUUGACAGUAAAUGACGGUUUAACCCCAGUAAUAAUGAGGUUAAGUGAUGGUUUUUGAAUUCAAAAAAAUACCCACAAUUCCUCAGCCCACGAUUUAUCCAUUUUGGGCUUUAUACUGGAGGUCCUGCUAACUGCAGCAGCAUUUUCAAUAUUGCACGGGACACAGAUUGGGUUCAGUCUGGAGUUCGUGUGCCGAUGGUCCCAGUCACGUGCCGGCGAGAGCGGCCAUCCAGUCACCGUGGAUCUUCUGGCCGAUGCUGGCCACAAAAUGCUGGUAAAACCUGCCUUUUUGUGGCUGUUCUGUCUGAUGAAAGUGACGUGUCAUUGUGGCAGCGCAUUGUGUGUCCCCAGUCUCACAAUAUACUGGUUGCAGCACGCAGAGUGUACGGCCUACACCCCCCCCCCCCCCCCAAAGCUGUCAUUUACCAAGCAGACAGCAGAAACUCAAUAUAUGGAGAAAAAGGACUGAGAUCGAUUUGUGUUUCCUGCAGUGUGGGCAGGUUUGAGGUCACUUCCUGUGGUGUUUUACUGUAAUGACUGGCUGUUUGUUGUCUGUUUCAAGGGUUUGUGUAGCCACAGAUUCUGUGCUUUCUAGGGUGAUGCUAUUUUGUGUGUGUUUCUGCGUGCAGGGCUGCGUUUUCUGCACCCAUACCACUGCUGUAAUCUGGGGGUCUUCUUUGUAAAAAAAAAAAAAUGUUCAUAAAUAACAUCAUAACGUAAUGCUGGAUAUACAUAGAUAAACGCUAUAAUCGGAGCAUCAUGUUGGCAAAAUGAAUACCUUUAUAAAAUAUAUUUAUUAUAUAUAUGUAAUAAAAAACUUCUCUGUA